CUGGCCGUAUUAUAUUUUUUAAAGUUCGAUGACCGCCCGGAAGCAUUGUGGUCCGUCAUUUUUUUGGUCUAAAGAAUUUAGAAACUGCAAAUCGUUGCAAAUUUUACAAUUAUUUGGUGUUUAAGUGUUUUUUUUUGUUUCGUUUAUUAGUUUUGUGUAAGAAGAGUUUCGUGACUUGUUAUAAAAAACGAAUAUGUCUGGAGAACCUGAAGUAGCCCAUACACCCGAAGAGGAUACAGAGGAAGAAGAAAUCAAAUCCUCAUAUAAGCCACCUCCAGAGAAGACCAUAGAGGAGAUCCUUGCUGCUGACCAAGAGGAUGAGUCCCUUCGGAAGUACAAGGAAGCACUGCUUGGACAAGCCCAAGCAGGCGCGGUCAUUGUUGAACCGGAUGAUCCUCGCAAAGUGAUAGUCAAGAAGCUAGCAUUGUGUGUGGUUGGGCGCGAUGAUGUCGAGCUGGAUCUCACUGGGGACUUGACCGACCUCAAAAAGCAGGUAUUCGUGAUAAAGGAGGGUGUACAAUACCGAAUAAGGAUCGAUUUUAUCGUGCAGCGCGAGAUCGUGCACGGUCUGAAGUACGUGCAGAAGACCUACAGACUGGGCGUUCCAGUGCCCGUUGACAAGAUGACUCAUAUGGUCGGCUCCUAUCCCCCCAAAACUGAGAUUCAGUCUUACACAACGCCCCCCGAGGAUGCACCUUCCGGGAUGAUGGCGCGAGGGUCGUACAGCGUCAACAGCCUCUUCACCGACGACGACAAGAACGUCCACCUCCAGUGGGAGUGGAGCUUCGAAAUCAAGAAGGACUGGAAAGACUAAGCUUGGCUUUACAUUCGAAGAUCGACUGGGUUGGACGUGGCUGUUUGGUUGCGAUUCCGGUGCUCGCGUUUAAAACAAAUUAAAAUACUUUUCCAUUUUAUUCGUUUCACCAUUCAAUCGAAGUAGGUUACAUACAUACCUAGUAGUUUAUUUUGCAUUUAGUGAAAUCUAGAUUAGCUUAACGUACAUAAACAUUGUUUCUAAGAUUUGAGCGCACAGAUUAGUGUGGGUGGCUUUUAAAAAAAAAAAACGUUUUGUCCAAUCCAGAUUAGUUGGUCGCGUUCAUUAAUAGUCGCUAAAUGCGUGGGUUUAAAUAUAUAUAUAUAUAUAUAUAUAUACACAAUUGAGAGAUUAAAACGUAAAGGUUCGGGCAGAUAGCAUGCGGCCUUGUGUGGCUUGUGAUUUAAAAAAAAGAUAAUAAUAUUAAGACCGUCUCAAAAAAAAAUAAGCUGAAUAUUCGAGGGGACAGUAUUUUGACAGUAUUAAAAUUUACAAUCUGAAAAAUAAAGGGGAAAAUUUACUUAAAAAAAUGCAUUCUAUUUGUCCGCAAUUAUUAUUAGUAGCUUUUUAUUUUCACAAAAAAAAAACUUUAGGGACUACAAAUGCGGGAAAUAGAUAUUAGUGAAAAUAAUUAAACGUGUUUUGUUUUUUAUGACGAGAAUAAUCUCAAAGCGAGAUUCCCUUUUGCUGUGAAUGUAAACAAAAAAUCGUGGGAACCUUUACACUAUAUUAAAAAACCAAGAUAUUUGGAGAGGAGAAGGCCAGUUCUAAAAUUUUAUAAGUCAUUGUUUACUUUAAGAUAAAUCACCGCAUUCUCCUUAGAUUAUCACUCGAAAUAAAUAGAGCCAGUCACUUGCUAGAAGGAGUCAAUAGACGCCGGCGUUGGCCAUUCCAAGAAGCAUUUUGAAACAAGUUCUAUCAUCGACAAGGAAUUUUGUAAUUUUGAUACAUUUAUACCUCUUCCAAAUCCUUUAGAAUUUCUACUAAGCUGUCUAUCUUCUUCGAAAUAGUUUUUAAAUGCGUCUGUCUUCUUCCUAGCUCACGAGAGUGAGCGAAAUAGAUAUAUCGAUUAGGUCACACACUAGCCACAAAAGUUAGUCGAUAACACAAUGAGGGUAACGGUGCAACAUCAAAUGAAUAUAUUUUAAUACUUCACAUUUUUUACUUCCGAACGAUCAGGGCCAGUGGGGGGGGGGGAGAAGGCAAUAAUCGAUUUUGCAAAAUCGGACACAAAUCUCAUCCCUAGUCGAGGUAUUGCAAUAAUAUGCUGUAAGUCUGCUCAUUAAAACUGCCUUGGUACAUAAUUUUGUACAAUAUAUUAACAGUACAAAUACUAUUUAAGCUGAUACUAAAUUAUCUUGUAAGUAUUUUUUUUGUCAAAUAUAAAUUUUUAGCCUCGAUGUUUUAAAGGACGGAGCCCAUUCACAGCUGUGUAGCCUUAGAUUAAAAAAUAUAAAAUAGAAUUAAGCAAUAAGUACACUUAUUGAAAGACGUAUAAAGGCUAGUUUCGCUUGAGCGGGUGUAAAAGGUGCUUCAGUGUGUUGCCACUGGUGCUCUGUGUAAAUUUUAGGCUUCCCUUUUUAAUAUAUUAUUAUAAUAUUAAAGCCUCCUCUUAGGCCUCUUCCUACGAUCGAGGCCGUAUUUACAUAUUAUUAUAUGAUCCGUAAAUAAUCUUCCACGUUUUUAAUAUUAAGGUUUAUGAAGAGAAACGCAAUAAUUACAUUUUAGUAUUUUACCUGGCAACCCUCGAUUCACUAGUUUUAUUCUCAUUUACUAUGUAUUUUCAUGACCUUUUUUUCUUCUUUAUUAUUUGAAUCAUAUAUUUGUGAUGCAAUGUAAUAGUUUGGCCAAAAAUAAAGCUUAUUUAUUCGAGUA
Messenger RNA from Bombyx mandarina (wild silkworm), 2689 nucleotides. RefSeq names its product rho GDP-dissociation inhibitor (gene RhoGDI). Lineage: Eukaryota; Metazoa; Arthropoda; Insecta; Lepidoptera; Bombycidae. Gene Ontology annotation, biological process: Rho protein signal transduction. Gene Ontology annotation, molecular function: protein binding; Rho GDP-dissociation inhibitor activity. The record is from RefSeq and is a predicted model, not a curated record. Gene Ontology annotation, cellular component: cytoplasm; membrane; cytosol.